UCUCUGGGGUGGCAUCAGGUGACUGGGCGCCGGUGACCCGGUCUGACCGAUCCACGACACUCCGGCUGAGCACGACACAAAAACAGCAUCACGAUGAGCUUCUCACCACCUGAAAUACUGUGGGAUGGACAGCAGCAGGCGCCCAGACGCCUCCCUAACAUGUGCAACGACUACAACCACAGGGGAGGAUGCAGCCGCUCCAACUGCCAUGAACUGCACUUAUGCACACUUUUCCUUCAAAACAGAUGCACCGCCGAGCGAUGCAACAAGGCUCACGCCCUGGGGACGCCCAGAAACACCCUGCUGCUGGAGAGUGAGGGGUGGAGAGGUCCGGGGGACCUGGCGUUGGCGCUGGACAUCCUCCGCCGAAUGGCUCGAGAACAGGCGGUCAGCAUCUGCUUCAAUUACAACAUGGCCAGCUGCUCUGUCCCCAACUGUGACCGGCUACACGUCUGCUACCGCCGCGUAGUGGAUACCUGUCCGCUGGACGAUUGUGACCUCAGUCACGACCUGCACGACAAGCACAACACCGCCCUUCUGGCCAGUGCCGGUCUGACCGAUACACCUGUGCCAGAGCUCCUCAGGCGACUGCAGGAGCAGGUGCGCCACCCACCUCCCCAGCCGGGGCUCUGCGGAACCUACGGCAAACAGGGCUGCCAGGGACACUGCCUGCAACUGCACUACUGCGAGGCGUUCCUCCACAGUCGCUGCAGGUUUGGAGACAGGUGCUCCAGGAGUCACAGCCUGAAGGAGCCGCACAACCAGCGGGUUCUGACAUUCUUUGGCUGGACAGAAGAGCAAGUGCUGGAAGAGCUGAGGAAGGAUAGAAGCGGGAGAUCAGCUUCUCGGCCACCCAGAGCUCGAACUCCUACGGGACAAGAAGACCAGGAAAGGUCCGACCGACAGGGCCUCUGCGAGGGACCGCAGCAGGACCCCAGUGCCGAAACCCGCAUCAAAAGGGUCGACACCGCUGGGAAGGAUGUAAGCCAUGUGAACGAUUUACUUGAAAAGUCGGGCAAACAACUUCAGAGACAUUACAAGGUGUGUGAGCAGACAGCCAGAGUUCGCCCGCAGGCAAAAGAAGACAACCUCUCGAGCCAGCAGAAGGAGGCGGAGAGACAGCAGUUGGAGGCGGAGAGACAGCAGUGGGGGCGAAAAGAGACGGAAUGGAAGGAAAAGGAGAGAGAAUGGAAGGAAAGGGAGAUGGAAUGGAAAAACAAGGAAGCGUCAUGGAAAAACAUGAAGGCAGACUGGCGCCAAAAGGAACACGAGUGUCUAGAAAAGGAAAUAAAGACAAUACGGCAGCGACAGCAGUGGCAGCAAAAGGAGACGGAAUGGGAGGAAAAGGAGACGGAAUGGAAAAACAAAGAAACCGAAUGGCAGAACAAAGAGGCAGAAUGGCGGCAGAAGGAAAACGAUUGGCUAGAAAAGGAAAGAAGGGAAAAAGAAACACGCGAGACAGAGGAACGAGCGCGGAAAGAACCCGAGGACAAACUAAGAGACGAAAGUGAACGUGAGAGGCAAAAAUAUGGACAGGAAAAGGGAGGUGACUUGAGAGCAACUAUAGAAAAAGAAUCGCGAGAAACAGAGUUAAUGCAGAGUUAUGCAAAACUUAUUAUCGAUCAUGAAUGCAGCAAGAAGACCAUGUAUACUCUUCAGCAAAUGAACGCUGAUUAUGAACGGCAGAUCGCCAGUAUGCAGACUCUGGUGAAAGAGCUGAAGGAUAAAGAUGAAGAGCGAGAGAUCAAAAUAAAAACAGAAGAGGAAGACAAGAAAAAGAACAUUGAAGAACUGACAAAACUCCGAGAACUUUUCCAGAGACAGAAAGGAUACGUGGAAUGCAGCGUCUGCCUUGGCACCUUCGUCGAGCCAGUAACCAUGGUGUGUGCCCACACAUUUUGUAAAACCUGCAUAGAAAACACGCCGAGACCCGCCGGAGAAACGCUUCAUGAUAUCCUGAACCCUCUAAAUCCAAAUAAAAAUCGCCAGUGUCCGCUCUGCCGUACGGUGACAAACGUUCGAGUCCCAACUCUGGCUCUCAAAAACAUCUCCAGCACUUUCUCUGGCGAUCAGCAGCGGGGAGCGAGGAGGAGCGAUCAGCAGCGAGGAGCCGCCAGCGGGACCAGCGGGACCCGCACCAGAAGGCGCCGGCGUCAUGAUCAUCAACCCGCUCAGGGGGUCACCAGUAGCAGCGAGGUUCAUAUGCGGCGGAACGGGGAGGGCACCGAUGAAACGUGCCCCCAGCAGUAGCUCACUGCGAGUAGCCGUGCGCAGAAGUUGGCUUUGGCCGGCUGCCAAAGCCAAGCCCUUAUAAAAUCGCGGUUGGUUGGUUGGUUUGGGUUAAGCACGACAUCCAGUGGACCAAGGUGCUAACCGGAACUCUCACGCUGCUCCAAGCGGUCAGGUAGCGGAAUAAAAUCGCGGGAUUGUGUCUGUGACCUGGGGCGGUUCGCGGCCGGCCGCUGGGUCGGGUGACUGGAACGGAACGCGGCUCUGACUGGCGGUUACUGCACCCCCUGUGAUUUUGGCUUUUUAACAUAAGCCCUAUGGGCGUUGCAUGGAAAGAAUGGGACCAAUAGUCGGCAGUGACCCCCCCCCCCCUUAAUUGAAGGUGUUCCGCCGCUACUGGCGAGGUUCGUCGGAGGGCCAGGUGAUCCAGGAAAGAAAUAAAAUGCACAUAAUACUCAAAAGCUGA
This is a messenger RNA of Amphibalanus amphitrite, 2695 nucleotides long. RefSeq names its product DNA ligase 1-like. NCBI's taxonomy places the organism in Eukaryota, Metazoa, Arthropoda, Thecostraca, Balanomorpha, Balanidae. The transcript has 2 exons. Gene Ontology annotation, molecular function: metal ion binding. Bases 94 to 2250 code for a protein of 718 amino acids. The record is from RefSeq and is a predicted model, not a curated record.